Messenger RNA from Pseudocercospora fijiensis CIRAD86, 981 nucleotides. RefSeq lists its product as uncharacterized. The record is from RefSeq and is a predicted model, not a curated record. The transcript has 2 exons. NCBI's taxonomy places the organism in Eukaryota, Fungi, Ascomycota, Dothideomycetes, Mycosphaerellales, Mycosphaerellaceae. The coding region runs from base 1 to 981 and encodes 326 amino acids.
AUGUCGACCCUACGCCUACGGGUUUUGGUAUUGGCCCACCACCACCACCACCACCACCACCACGGCACCUGGCGGAUAGUGCGUGUCGAUACGCUGCAACUCAGCAAUGCUGCCAGCGCCAUUCAAUCCAGUCCGCCAGCCGGCACUCGCUGCAUCACAACACCACCGCACUCCGGCAGCACGCUGGCUUCACCGCGAACGCCGGCCGAGAUGGGCUUCAUAUCAUUGUUUACGAAGGGUCCGAAGAAAGGGACGGAGCUCAAUGCCACAUGUCCGCGAUGCGAAACGGCCGUCGAGCUGGCGCCUCCAUUCCCUGAGCAAUCUUUGCCUGGCUCGAGGGCUCCGACAGCACCUCGGAUCGUGAGUCCGUCAUACCCAUCGAAGCGUGCCUCCCAGCUCGCGAGUGGGCUUGCGGACGACAGCUCGGAUCGUGACGACAAGUCAGAACAACAAGACUCCUUCAGAAGGCCCAAAGGCGUCAGACUCACCAAAGUCCUUUCUAUGAACCCUAAACUGUCUCUGGAAGAACGUCGUGACCGUCACCAUACCAUCCCAAAACCAGUCUCUGGUCUGGCUCCUCUCGGAACUCCUGACGGAAGGACAGGAGAGCCACCUCCUGGCCCCAGACUCAGAGAUCUUUCAAACUUCCCAUACCUUCGGAAACAGGCACAAGCGACGACAGCGCGACGAGAGCGAACAUGGGCCGACAUUGAGAAGCAAGCUUCCGAACUCGGCAAGAAAGCCGAAAACCAUGCGUUUUCCCUGGAUGGAGGCCAAGAUCAGAUUGAAGGGAUCCAAAGCCUGUGUGACGACUUCAAUGAUGUCUACGACUACUUUGGGUCUUUGAUCGCAGAGCUGGACGAUAUGAUCGAUCAGCAUGGAGUGUCGACCCGGCAAUCCAGCAAUGGCAAAUCCUUUCAAAAGCCCCAUCCCAGCCCGGAAUUCCCCGACCUCAACGAACCAUCUCCAUUGGAAUCUUGA